Gallus gallus (chicken) is the source of this 761-nucleotide messenger RNA. RefSeq names its product chromosome 19 open reading frame 71 (gene TENT5C). The record is from RefSeq and is a predicted model, not a curated record. NCBI's taxonomy places the organism in Eukaryota, Metazoa, Chordata, Aves, Galliformes, Phasianidae. The transcript is spliced from 4 exons. Bases 27 to 593 code for a protein of 188 amino acids.
ACUGCCGUGGGCUCCCAGCGCCGGGCAUGGAGCCGGGGGUGCGCAGAGCCUGGGUGCCACAGAGCACCCUGGAAGCAGAGUUCCCUCUGCCCCUGUGCAGUGAGCAGUAUGUGACGCUGCGGGGGCCGCGCUGCGCCCCGGUGCUGAGGCAGGCGGUGCGCUGGAAGAUGGCCCCCCUGGGCCGGGAUGCAGUGGGGCAGAGCUGGUGGACGGAGCCGAGCUGCCAUGGGGCGGAGGACACGCAGUACAGCCUCACCCAUAGCACUGCCUGGCAGCGCUGGCAGCGCUCACAGAGCGCUCCUGAACGGCAGCCGCUGCCCCCCGUCUACGACCAGCACCUGCGGGAGGCCGCCUGCUGGGACCCCACCGUCCCUGCUGCCUACCCGGGGCCCGGCACACGCUGGGGAGCCUUCCUGUGGCAGGAGCGCCCCAUCCUGGGCAAGGAGUACGUGGCCACCCGCAGCCAGAGCACCGCGGCGCAGGGGGGCAGCCCGGGGUACGUCCCUCUGCUGUCCUUCUGCCGCCCCCCAACCACCAGGCGGGAUGUCUGCAGCUGGAGCCUCCUGCAGCACCAACCUUCAGCCCCCCAGUAAUGGUGCUGCAGGUCUGCUGCUGCUACGGGGGGGUAGGGGGGUGCUCUUUGUGCACACAGCCUCAGGAACAGCCUGCCUUGCGGUGGGGGACCCUCUAACACAGACGUCCCGUGCAGCACAGGUAGCACCACGUCAGCUCUUUAUUAAUAAAAACAGUUCAGUAUCCCC